AUGAGAGCCUUAGCAAUUCUUCUAUGCAUUGGUUCCGUGCUGUCCUUCCCAGGCUACGAUUCGUAUGAUGAGUACAACGACUUCCAAGAAGACAGUAACGAAGAUCAUGGCUGUUCCCACCUUGACUUCCUCAAGGGAUUGCCCAAGGAGGCUCUUUCGGAAUACUACAAAAUCGCACGGGACACCUCACAGAGUAUACUGGAGAUGGAGAAAUCUCUGGAACGUUGGGCCGAAAAGCAUGGCGUUGAAGAUAAGUACAAGGCUCAUGCGGAGAAACACGAAAAACAGUUCGAGGCUUUUAAACGAGCCCUUACCGAACUUACCAAAAAGUUGACCACGUUCUUCAAAGCUUACAUAAAGAUUGGCAACGACAAGCGUAUUCGACUUGAAGUUCUUCCUAAGCCAAAGUGUUCACGUAUAGCGGAACCUCUUCAAGGAUUGCGAAACUACACUAUAAACACGAGUUACAAUGAAAAUCAUGAUCAUCCUUCCGAUGACUUACUGUCAGGACUUUCUCAGGAAGCUGUUUCGGAGUACUAUAAAAUCUUUGAGAAUAUCUCGCAAACUUUGGAGCAGUUAGAGGCGUCUUUGGAACGCUGGGCAAAAAAGUACGGUGUUGAGGAAAAAUACAAGGCUCUAUUGGCUAAAUAUGAAAAGGAACAAGCAGAGUUCGCACGUUCGCUCACUGAGUUGUACACAGCACUGAGCACGUUCAUCAAAGAGCACGUGAAGCUUGGCAGCGACAAGAAACAAACGAUUGAGAGUAUAUUCAAAGAAAGUGAGGUGUCAUACAAUAAGCUAAACGAAAAGCAGAAAGCGGUUGUAUCAUAUAUUUUCCUGGUCUAUUCGCAGGAUAUGGAAGAGAAUUCAGCGAUAUCAGGCAAUAGAGGAUUCUCAGAAGAUAGUAGACGGCUCCUUGGAAGUAGAGGAUGGUACUCGAACGGUGGAUUUCAAGCGAACAAUGGAAAAUCAUCGGCAAAUAAUGGUCGAUUCUACAGAGAUAAUAAUGGAUUCCAGGAUGGGGACGAGAUGGAACCUAGAAAUAUUGCUGAAAGCGUUAGUAUCUGA
Molecule: messenger RNA, 1068 nt
Organism: Angiostrongylus costaricensis
Lineage: Eukaryota; Metazoa; Nematoda; Chromadorea; Rhabditida; Metastrongylidae
Source: the annotation of a GenBank genome assembly